UUGUUUACACUUUUCGUGGCGUUUUUGUGGUUCUUUCUUGUAACUUUCUAAGAGCUUGUGAUAAUAUCUUGUCAUAAAGCUCAAAUGUAUCCGUGGAUGUUAUUAUGUUUCUAUUUUCGAUAAUUUACUCUCUCUGAUCCUACCAUCUACUUAGCCAUGAGUCAAAACCAAAUUGGCAUGGAUUUAUCCGUUGUUUUAUCUCAGCUGAAGAUCACUGAACGAAAUGCAGAAAAUCUUCACCGGAUUUUGCCUUUGACUCAGGUACUUCGUGAAUACAACUGUGCUGAGGUGGAUCACAUUGUUCGCACACUAACAGAAUCAUGGUUGGAAUGCUUUUCACUGGAGACCUUAGAGAAAGAACUUCUUCAAGAUAUCUUUUUUGUCAUCAAGAGUAGAAUUUUAUUGGCUUACAACAUAGUGGAAGAUAUUAUAAAGAACAAGAACUUUUCUCAAGUGAACCAGCAAUUAAUUGAAGAAAAAUUAAUGGAAAAUGUGAAUCUUCUAACAGCUGUCGAAAAUGUCUUAGUAUUCUACUCAAAAUUUACAGAAAUCUCGGCAAAUUAUGUUCCUCUUACAUUAUUGUUGGUCAAUAAGGUUGUGCUGGCUGGUUACUGUCAUUUCAAAAACUGUUUUAGUGAUGAAUUUUGUACGAGUGACGUUGAAAAUAUUAGGAAAUUAUACUCAAAUUUAUUUCAAAAGAGUCACAGUAUCCUAAUCCUUUUUUCACAACUUGUCACUCGAAAGGUCUGCUUCAACUGUGAACAUGAAUCAGAAAUGAUCCUCCUUCUUCAAAUAUUAGAUUCUAUUCCUGAUGUAGCAGAUGCUUUAAUGAAUAGUUUUGAUAUGAAAAUGAUGGCGAUUCAAUGGAAAUUUUUCUUCAACUUAGCUCAAAAGCAUAUUAAGCAUAUUCAUGCUCGGUUUGAUGUUUCGAAGUCUCUAACUUCUUUGAUCGAUCAAGUUAUUUCCAGAAUGGACCAGAUAAUUAAUAAGGAAAUCAGUGAAAGUAAAGACAUAACAAAAAACUUGAAAACUUGCAAUUUUUUUGUAAAAAUUAUCUUCAAUACUUGUGAAUUAUUUCAAGAUGAAAACAAAUCGUGCUACCCCAAAAUAGUCUCUUUUUUGUGCUACAUUCUUGGGACUUCCUCACCAUACUUAAUCUCAAUUGAUUUGCCCAGACCCACAAUUCAGGAAACAGAAACCCUAUUAACAUCAUUUUCAGAACCAUUUUUGAACCUCAUGAUCAUGGAUUCGCAAUUCAUUCAAGAAUUUUUCAGCUUGUCUUCAGCUGAAAUUGUAGAGCCUAUUAAUGAAAUUGGAAUUUUCCUCCUGACUGUCACAAUUUUAAGGAAGUUGCUUUCACACCCAGAUAAAAAGGCUGUUGAAGAUAGGUGGAUCAAACAUGACUUUAACAUUUUGAACGUGCCUUUCAAUGUAGUGAGAAAUGAUAAUACGCACUUGUUCUUUCACAUAACUCUACCGGGAGAGUUGUAUGGUGAUGGCAGCGCUUCGGAAAUUCAUCCUUAUCGAAGUCUUAUGAUAUCCUUAUCAGCAUUCAUUGUGAGAAUGAUUUCAGAAGAUGAUUCCUCUCGUGUAGAAUUAACAUUGCUGAAAAAUGUGUGCCAGCCUGAAAUUUGGCCUGCAGUUCUUGCAUCUGAUGUGUGGUGCGCAGUCUCUAGGUAUGCAUCUCCCGAACUGUGUUUACAUCAAGUUGAGUUUUUCGUCAAAAAAAUUCUAAUUUGGCCCUCUGAGAAGAAAAACCAACCAGAGUGGAUCUACUUCACCUGUCUGGCAUCAAGAUUGUUCUCUUUCCUGUCAAAUCAUCAUAAAGAGAAGAUUAUCAAAAACCAUCCUCUCUCGGCUGAGAAUUUUUGCAUCUGGAGUGCUUUGAGAAUUCAUCCGCCAGAAGGAGGACAGCAGAAAUCGGCAGAAUGGCUCAUUCGAGGAACGUUGAUUGAUUUUCUCAUCUCAGAAAAGAAAACCAAACUCACAAACAUGAUAGCUGCUUUAGAUAUUGCGUGUGCUCUUGACUUUGACGCAGCACCAAGACAAGGGGAGCACUUCAUUAAACUAACGCUUCAGCUAUGGAACUGUUUCUCAAACGUAGAUUCGAUUUUAAGCUCAGAAGAAAGUAGCUGUGGAGAGAAACUAUGGUUCAAUAAUUUCUUGAAUGCUCUCUGCCGAGUCACUGUUCAUCUUUUCAGCAAAUUUGACAAUAGUCAAAUUUUUAAUAUUUUGUUGAAGUUAAAGGAUUUGUGUUCAAAAGGCAAUUCUUUUCCCAAGAUGUGCACUUUGAUCAUUCUGACUGCAUUAAGUGAUAAAAUUCUUGAAGAGGAUGAUAGAAAAAAUCAAAUCAUCAGAACCACAACGGAAUUGUUUCAGGCUUUGCUCUGUGACUCAAAUCCUACCGUGCGUCAAAAAAGUUACGAGACAUUUGAAUAUUUCUCCAUCAUUACUAGGUAUGGCGAAGUGAUAUCGUUGACUGCUGGCAAAAAUCCAAACUUAAAAGAAUGCAUCAAGAGAUAUCUGAACCACUCUCCUGGAAAGUUUCUCAAUCCUUUGGAUGAAAGUGAAUACUUGGAAAAAUUACAUAAAAUAAAGUAUUCUCACAAAUGCUCAGUGCCCAUAGACCCUACAACCCUUAAGCCUAUCUGCAUCCUUAAGAACGAGGCUCAGUCGUGUGAAGAGGUGCCAUUGAAGAAAAUUAAACUUGACUGUAAAUCAGAAAUAGAUACUUGUAUUAAUGCUAUCAAAACUAACGGUUCUUCUCUUCUUCAGUUAACGGUCCAGAGCAUUAGUCAAGUCAGCGAGGACCAAAAGAGACAGUUAACUUCUGUCCUGAGGGCUCUAACCGAGCGAUUUCAAUGAACGGCUGAACGGCUAAUUGGUCAUUGAACUUGAAUCGGAAUUUAACACUUUUCUAUUUAUUAUCUGCUGUGAUCUUAUUUCUAUAAGUGUUUGUAAACGACUGAACGGCUAAUUGGUCAUUGAACUUUAAUCGUAGUUUAACUCUUUUCUCUUUGUUUUUUGCUGUGAUCUUAUUUCUAUAAGUGUUUGUUGUUUAAAAUAUCUUUACUUUUUAUUCUUGUGGCUGUUUGUGUUGCGUAGUUGCAAUUGCAUUUUAGUCUGUGGUAUGAACACCGUUUAAACUUUUAACUCUGUUUUAACAGUCACUAAUUUAUUUUAUUUUUUUCUACUACUACUAUUCCUCCGGAGUACCACUACUACUACUACUACUCUGGCAAAUCGCAUUUCCUCAUUUUGUGCUAUUUAAAAAAAAAAAGGAAAUUUUUGGCUGCAUAAUCUUUUCUGACUAAAGAAUUAUCUCUCCUUAUUUUGAGCAAGAAUCAUGAAGAAAAUGAAUGCAAUUUGUUCCCUUGUUUUAUUUUAUUUCUAAUUUUCCCCCCCAGAGUAGUUUUUUUUUAUUAAAUUGCCUGUUUUUUUAAGAAUGGACUCGAAAGCUACCUAUUCCUCAGUUUUUUAUGCAAUGCUUCCAAUUCUCUGAAUUUCUUCUCCCUCCAAUUUGGAAUAAAAAACCAAAUAAAAUUGUUUUUAAAAUAUAACAAAUACCUAUUCAUUCUAUUCAGAAUCAAAAUUUUCAACACUUAUGUUGUAAAAGAAAACCACACCAAAAUCCUUUGUUCUCCUCUCUUGUUAGCAUUAAUAUGAUAAGUUAACAUGUAUCCUGUCCUGGUUUUAUGGAAUUUACAAGUUAUCUUUCCGCAGUAAUCCAGCUGUUCAUUUUACAUUUUUUAGAACUGAAAUUAUAAUUAUAGGAGAUAUCCAAUCAAUAAAAAAAUGUGGAAUAGAUGUCAAGUAGGUGACUCAUGCAUUAUGAUGUAGCGCUAAGUACAUAUUUGCUACGCACGCUAUGUACGUAUCGCCAAGUGAUAUUUCUGCACAGUAGAGGUACCCAUUCCUCGCUGUCUUCAACCUAGGUACUUGUCAAGAACCGUGUAUUUGAGAAAUUUUAAAGAAUUGGUUCUGUUUUAUAUCUUGAAUAAAAUAAGUUUCAUAAAAAUA
Messenger RNA from Bemisia tabaci, 4020 nucleotides. Its product is annotated as FIGNL1-interacting regulator of recombination and mitosis. NCBI's taxonomy places the organism in Eukaryota, Metazoa, Arthropoda, Insecta, Hemiptera, Aleyrodidae. The record is from RefSeq and is a predicted model, not a curated record.